AUGACACAGGACGAGAAUAAAUUAAUAAUCCAGCAAGUUGAAUUUUAUUUCAGCGAUGCAAACAUCGUAAGAGACGAGUUCUUAAAAAAGCUCAUGCUGAUGAACGAAGGCUGGGCGCCGUUGACUGUGAUUAAUUCGUUUGGAAAAAUAAAAGCAUUUAAAAAGACAGUUAGCGAGCUGGAAAGCAUCUUGAAAGAAAGCUCCAAGCUGACCGUAGAGGAUGAAAGGAUCAAAAGAAACACCCCCAUCCCAUCAUUCCAGGAGCACAAGGGCGAAGAGAAGACUGUUUUGAUCAGAAACUUCCCCGUUGAGUACACACUAGAAGAUGUGCAGAGUGCUCUGGCCCCGCUCAAAGAGAGAAUAGCAAGAAUAGCGAUGAGAAAGAACGCAUUGAAGGAGUUCAAAGGCUCUGUGUUUGUGGAGCUCAAUGAAAAAGAAGACAUUGAGAUCGUGAAAGACUCAAAGCUAACCAUUGACAUUCCGGUUGAGACAGAGGAGAACGAGUCUGGAAACUCUUCCAAGAAAACAAAAAUAGAGCUGGAGGUGGUUGACUCAAAGGAGUAUUUUGAUAAAAAGAAGGAGGAGAGAAGAGAAAAGAAAGAAGAAAAGAGAAAAGAGAUAACCAAACAGAUUGUAAACGGAUUCAAGAGCAAGAUAUUCAAAUUUACUGUAGCCAAAGGCGAAGAAGAAGCCUCUGAAGAAGAAAUUAACAGCUUGAAAAUAUCCGACAUAAAACAAGAGCUGCUGGAGAAGGGCAUUGCUUUCGUUGAUAUUCCCCAAAGGCACAUCCGAAUGAAGAACGACGAAGAAGAAAUAGCGCCCAUCAGCGUCAAAGAGUUCACCAUUUCAUUCACCAAGCUGAGUGAAGAAGAGGUUGAAAAGUACUGCGAAGGGCUCUCUUUAGUUGCAGACGGCAAGACUCUUUCUAAGCCUAGAAGAAAAAGAUAG
Molecule: messenger RNA, 948 nt
Organism: Nematocida minor
Lineage: Eukaryota; Fungi; Microsporidia
Product: lupus La protein
Exons: 1
Coding region: 1-948 (315 amino acids)
Biological process (GO): RNA processing
Cellular component (GO): nucleus
Molecular function (GO): mRNA binding
Source: RefSeq, a predicted model, not a curated record